Schistosoma turkestanicum is the source of this 3365-nucleotide messenger RNA. NCBI's taxonomy places the organism in Eukaryota, Metazoa, Platyhelminthes, Trematoda, Strigeidida, Schistosomatidae. The record is from the annotation of a GenBank genome assembly.
CGCAGCUUUCAGUCUGUCGGAAACGUGUGUCCUUUGAUUUGUAUGCAUGUAAUGCAGGGGGAUAUUGAAAUUGUCGCUGAAGAUGCUCGCUGUUCCACAUCUCGACGCAACCUAUUGCAGUCUGAGGUCGUAUCUUUCUUCACACCAGUAGCAGAUAAAUUGAGAUCAAAGGAAAGUCCAUUUGUUCAAAAACCGCGUCUUGAUAUUGUUGAAGAAAAGCCGCGAACAAAAACUGUAGUUGUCAGAUUGAGCUCUCCAGGGAUUUCUGAAGACGCACAAACAUUGGACUGUAAAGUUGGUGUAAACUCUAACAAUUCAAUGCAACCAAUGGAAACUAUUCAAACCAAAUCACCAAUAAGUAGUUCAGUCAUGACAAACGGGUGUGUGCAAACGAACUCAAAUACAAAAGUACCGUCAGUAUCUCGUGCUUCAUCAAAUACUCCGAAUCGAAAAUCAUUGUUCACCAAUUUGAUUCGCAGACUUUCAACCCCGCGAAAUAAAAUGUCUCGCACUGAUAAUUUUGUAGUGUCGACUAAUGGCGAGACGGUUAUGUCACACAGUGACUUUGGAUCAAGCAAUCCUAGUCCACGAAAAUUACGCAGGUGGCUUACUAAGCGUAUAUGGAAAUCGGUAAAACAAUCUGAUCAACUUCAUGAAACACAGCCUAGCACAAAUUCAAAACCUUCAGUAACCAGUGUUGGUCCUGUUUUAGAAACUCAGUAUGCACACUCCGUAGUUGACGAUUUAUCAGAGGAAUUGGAAUUAGUCACUCAAGACUUUGGAUCUGCCCCAGUGCCUCGUAAGCACAUACUCGUACCACACCAAAUGAAGUCUGCCUCACCACAUACACAAAAUGUUUGCACUCAGAAUCCUAGUCAUACAGUCAUGGCUCAAGACGCUAGCAUUGACUACAACAUUCGUGUUUCCGUGCAAUCUGAACUUAAUGAUAUCAAAACGCACACUGAAGUCAAAAACUCGCCAAACUGUUCACCAUCUUCCUUAUUUUGUCACACUGACAUUUCGAAAAAUGAAUAUGUUGACCUCCAUUCUCCAGUGGCCAGUUCCCCACUACCGUUUGUUGUAACGCGCGGCAAUAGUAUUCGUUCUGUUGGUAAUGAAAUUCACCGUUUUGGGGUACCACGUCGUCAUAACAUAAAUAACAAUAAAACAAAUAAUGUCCAUCGAUCAGAAACUUUAAUCCCACAAUCCUGUGAAAAACUCUCACAAUCAUUAGCGUCCCAAUAUCCCACAUCUCCGUUGGCAGUAUGUACCUAUACACCCAGUUAUUUAAAUGCAUCAGUAGCAGCAUUUGGUUACAGCAACUAUUAUUCAGCAUCCAAAUCAAUUCAUAAUCUAGUCCAUACGGAUACCUCUCCUUUAAUAGUCCAGCACGCUGUUGAACACAAGCUGUCUACUCCUCCUCAUAGUAGAACAUCAAAUAUUGCACGUGAAUCAGCUACUUCUGUAACUUCAGAUACUAUGACUAAUGCUUUCGAUAAGCAGAAGUUACAAGUCGUGGAAAAGUCUGGAAGUCCUGGAUCUAUUUUGAAGGGUUCCCAGUCGGCUUGUCGUCGAACCGAGUCUGGUCGUGAUGGCGUUUCGAAAAGUAGCACAGAAAAUGUCACUUUGCGAAGAAAAAGGACCACCAGUAACAGUAAUAACACUGAUGAUCAAGAACACUGGAAUCGAUCUUCACUCAUUAUGUUGGCAGUAGCUCAUGCUAGUCCUCGUUGUCGUGCUGCAACUCCAACAAAAGUACUCAGCAAACCUUUCUCUCCAAAUCGCUCGGAUGCUGUUACUGCUUAUGGUGAAGUAGAUGAAAUAAGUGGAGAACUUAACACCUCAACACAAUUUAAGACGGAAAUUGUUGAUAUACUUGACAACAAUAAACUAUCAUUUACAGAAAAAGAUUCAUCAAUCAUAGAAGAGAAACAACAAAUCACUACUAAUCAUAACAUAUUAUCCAAUCAAUCAGAAAUUAAAAUCGAUGGAAAUUUUUAUCUUCAACAAGUAGAUGAAACACAGAAAGAAUUAUUGAAUAAAGUUUAUGAAAUUGAAACUGAUCUCAAUAAUGCAAUUGAUUUAAAUGAUGAAGAUGAAAAAUCCAUACAAUGUGUUACAUGUGGAAUUACAUUUUCUACACUCAAAGAAUGGAAAUCACAUUCUACAUUAUGCUGUAAUAAUAAUAAUAAUAAUAAUAGUGAUGGUGAUACAUUGGAACAUAUUUGUGAGCAGUGUGACGAACGAUUUACAACUGUUACACAUUUACGUUAUCAUAAACGUACUGCACAUCAGAGGAUUCGAACUUACGAUUGUGCACAAUGCGGACAACAUUUUCUUCGUCUCAAUAGUUUCAAAUAUCAUUGUUGUAUAGAAAAAAAACCCACCAGCAUAAAAACUGAUGACAGCCUGGCAUCAUCUACACCAAACGAAGUAACUACAACACUUCAUUCUUCCAACAACACAACCAUAAUAGUCACAACCACUGCCAAUCAGCAAUCAACCACAACAUCAAAUCUCCCUACACCUAUAUCUGAUAUUCCAACAUUGAAUUCAUUAUCAUCGUCAUCAUCAUCAAAUAAUUCAUGUUUUACAGCAAUUGCAAUCUUAUCCGCUUUAGUUUCUAGCUUGACUUCAGUAGCAGUGCCUGCCGCCACUGGUGCACUGACGCCGAAUUCAUUGAAAUCUAAUGACGACAAUGUUAUCAAUACAACAACGUCUAAUUGUGCGCCUACGGAACAAUCUUUCCGCAUUCCUUCAACACCUUUACUUGGUGUCCCACAGUCAUCGAUAUCGACUGCUCUGUCCAAUUUAAACAGAUCACUUUCAAAUUGUCUAUUGAACAGUUCUACACUCACAACAUCUCCAUCGAUAGACACACCUUGUUCAACUACUCCAAAUGUGAACACCACCGCAACUACUACUCCUACUACUACUGAUCAAUUAUCUUUCAUGAAUAAUAAUGUUACAUUAACAAAUGCCUUGGCACUUCUUAAUACACUUACUGCUUCAUUCCAUACAAAUGGUGUUCAUUCAGUGAAUACACAUAAUACCUUUGAUACAAGUCAAUUCAUCAACAAUAGUACUAAUUUGGAUAUAAUCACAACGAAUUCAAUGACGACUGAUUCUGUUGCUGCUACUACUACUACUACUAGUACUACUGAUAAUGUUGUUAGUAGUAGUAUUAUCACUGAGAUUAACCCAUCAUCUAUGAUAUAAAUCUAUGCAGGAUUUAUGAAUAUAUACCUCUCUCUCCUCUCCUCUACUGUGAAACAAUUCCCAAGUUUGAAUCAUUUUUUUUUGCGUGACCAGAUUAUUUUCCCCUAUUGUUGUAUACUUAUAUCCCCGGCGUUAUACUAUUUUUC